AUGGCUACCCCUAGUGUCCUCGCUUUUGACGCUGAGGGUCGAGCCAUUGACUUUGAGGUCUGGGUCGAUGACCUGCAGCUGUUUUUACAGUGCGAUAGGGCGGACAGUCUUUCUCUCUUUGACCUCACCUCUGGCACCUCCCCUGCUCCUGCUGCUGAUGCUGACCCCACUGUUCGCUCUCAGUGGGCCACCCGCGAUGCUGCUGCACGUCUUGCUGUGCGUCGCCACCUGCCUACCUCUGAGCGUGCGCACUUUAGUCAGUACAAGAGUGCUCAGACCUUGUACGACGCUGUAGUUGCGCGCUACUCUUCCCCUGCCACUGCUGCACUCAGCCGCCUCAUGCUACCGUACCUCUUUCCUGACCUUGCUGCCUUUCCUACAGUCGCUGACCUCAUCACGCACCUCCGCACUUCUGACACUCGCUACCGCGCCGCACUUCCUGCUGAGGACCACUUCCUCUCAGUCUGUCCCACCACCCUCACUGUCGACCUCCUCGAGAAGGCCCUCCUAGUGGCGGAGAAGAGCAUAGUCGCUGUAGGAGCCUCUCGUGGUGACCCGCGCACCCCCAUCUUUGAGGGGUGUUCUCCUUCCCCCCUGCUGCCCUCUGUUGCCUCUACUGCUGCUGCCGACCUGCUUGGUCUUGAGUCGGUCGGCGCGGCGUCUGCCCCUAGCGGGAGACGCCGCCCUGGCAAGGGCAAGAAGGGCAAGGGCGCGGGUGGUGCUGGCGGGGGCGGUGGAGGUAGCAGUGGCGGUGGCGGAGGGAGUGGGGGUGGCGGUGGGAGUGGUGGUGGGGGUGGUGGUGGUGGUGGUGGCAGCGGAGGCGGCGGCGGUGGCGGCGGCGGCGGUGGGAGCGGAGGCGGCGGUGGUGGCGGAGUUGGAGGCGGCGGUGGCGGAGGAGGUGGAGCCGGUCGGGGUAGUGCCCCGCAGCGGAGCGGCUCUGGUGGUGGUCAGCGCCAGCAGCAUCAGCGUGGUGGGGGUCUUGGCCCGUGCACCUACGUUCUUCAUUCUGGCGACCGCGCGGGUGAGCACUGUGGGGGUGCCCACUCCACCCAGCGCUGCUUUGGCCGCCUGACGGACGCUUGGCGUCAGCGGUUCCCCGAGGCUAGUGAGAUUCCCCGCUGGGGAGAGCUGUCUAGGGCUGGCGUAGCGAUCUUUGAUCUUGACUUUGAUGCUAUCCUUGCUGCCAUGUAUGCUGUGACUAUUAGUGAUGAGGGUGACUGUUACCGGUGUUUCCCGCCCGACCCGGGCAUUGGUACUGCUGUGCUAGGUGCUUGUGAGGCUACUGCUCUAGGUGCCAGUGCGUCUGCACUCUCAGGUACUGCGUCGGCUUCGGCCUCCCUCACCUUCACACUUGACUCAGGGGCUUCUCGCUCCUUCUUUCGAGACCGCACCACACUCACGCCGCUUGGUCGGCCGGUUGCAGUCUCCCUGGCUGACCCCUCUGGGGGUCCUGUCCUCUCUCACUUCUCCACUGUCCUCCCGUGUCCGGCUGCCCCCUCGGGCACCCUGUCGGGUCUGUACCUCCCCUCGUUCUCGACGAACUUGGUAAGUGGUGCUGACCUGCAUGAUGCGGGGGUUCACCAGUUUACUCCUGCGAGUCAGCGGGUGACCCACUGCUCGGACGCCCGCACAGGCCGACACCUAGCCACGUUUUCGCGUCGGCCCGGGUCGAGUCUGUAUACCCUGACCACUGAGUCUCCUCCAGUCCCUGCGUCUGGCCAGGUAGCUGCGUCGGGUCACGUGUUUGCUGCUGCGUCCAGGUCUGGUCCUGAGUCUGCCCCCUGCUCGUGUCGCCUCCUGUCUCACGAGACUCUCUUGUGGCACCACCGUCUUGGCCACCCCUCCUUGCCUCGUCUUCAAGGCAUGGCUUCCCGUGUCCUUGUCUCUGGUCUCCCCCGGUCUCUCCCUCCCCUUCCUUCGGGGCCAGGACCUUCCUGUGUCCCCUGUGUCGAGGGGCGGCUCCGGGCUGCCCCUCACUCCUCCCAGUUUCCCCCGACAGAGGCUCCUCUGCAGACGCUUCACAUGGACGUGUGGGGCCCGGCCCGCGUCCGUGGACAGGGUCACGAGCGCUACUUCCUGCUGGUGGUUGACGACUACUCGCGUUACACCACAGUCUUCCCCUUGCGCAGCAAGGGUGAUGUCACUGAGGUGUUGAUCGACUGGAUCCGCGCAGCUCGUCUCCAGCUCAGGAGGAGCUUCGGCUCGGACUUUCCUGUUCUGCGUCUGCACUCUGACCGAGGCGGAGAGUUCUCCUCUGGCCUUCUGCGAGCCUACUGUCGUGCACGAGGCAUCCGCCAGACCUUCACGCUUCCGGACUCUCCACAGCAAAAUGGGAUUGCUGAGCGCCGCAUUGGCAUGGUCAUGGACGUCGCUCGUACGUCCAUGAUGCAUGCGGCUGCUCCCCAUUUUCUGUGGCCGUUUGCGGUUUGGUACGCGGCGCAUCAGCUCAACCUUCACCCCAGGGUCUCCCGGCCGGAGACCUCCCCAGCUCUGCUGUGGACGGGGAAGGUUGGCGAUGCGUCUGCGUUCCGUGUCUGGGGAUCUCGGGCGUUUGUCCGCGACUUGUCUGCGGACAAGCUGUUCCCUCGUGCUGCUCCCUGUGUCUUCCUAGGCUUCCCCCCUGACGCCCCAGGGUGGCAGUUCUACCACCCCUCCUCUCGUCAUGUUCUGUCCUCCCAGGACUUCACGUUCGACGAGUCCGUCCCCUUCUACCGCCUCUUCCCCUACCGCACUCCUUCCCUCCCCCCGCCACCGCACUUCCUUGUGACAGGUCCCCCCCGGGUAGACCCCCUUCCCCCUCAGGGUCCUGCCCCUUCAGGUUUGUCCCAGGUAGAUGCAGUCGAGCCGGUCGAGGUUGCUGGUGACUCAGGUACUGCUGGGGGUGCUGAGCCUGGGGGUUCUGAGCCUGGGGGUGCUGAGCCUAGGGGUGCUGACUCUAGGGGUGCUGCGCGCGUGGGUGCUGAGCCUGGGGGUGCUGAGCCUGGGGGUGCUGCGUGUGGAGCUGCUGAGCCUGGAGGUGUGGAGCCUGUGGCCACUGGACCUCCCCUUGUGGCGUCUAGCGGUGCUGGGCCUGGGAGUUCUCCGGGUUUUUCGUCUCGGCGGGAGCCACUCUCUCCACAGGAGCUGCGUGAGUGGUUUGCUCGCCGCUGGAGGCGUACUGCUGGAGCUGGCGCUUCUUCGGCCGCUGAGGGUGCUGGUGCCGCCGGUCCCGGAGCUCCUGGGCCUGCGGGUCCGCCUGGAGCUGGAGUUGCUGAGGGUGUUGGUUCUGAGACUACUACUGUCCGUCCUGGUGGUGGUCUUGCUGCGGGUGUUGCUGGUGCUGCUGGAGGUCCUGCCGCUGGAAGUGCUGUUGGCGCUGGUGCUGCCGGAGGUGCUGAGGGUGCUGGUGCUGUCCCUGCUUCACAGUUAGAGCCUGCCUCCCCACUGCCUGCUCCCUCUCCUUACACUGGUCCUACUGGAGGUCUUACUGAGCGUCGUGACCCUGCGUCUCGUCCCGCGUCGCCUGUCCGUACUGCUCGCGCUAGUGAUCGUGGUUCGCGUCAGCGUCCUCCUCCUGUCCCUGGCACGCACCGGAUGUCUCUGAGUCCCUCCACUGCUCCUCUGCGUGCCCCUUUGCCUUCUCCUCCUGAGUCCUCUCUUCCUGCGCUUGCCGACCCGGCGUCGGACUCCCUUCGUGCUGCCUGUCCUACUGUCACGCGUCUCCUUGCUACUGUCGUCACUGACCCCUCUUUUGAGUCCACUGCUGCGUCUGCUCUUGUUGCUGAGCUCGUCGACUUUGCUGCUCGCUGUCGUCUGGACUACGCUGCUAGUCUUGUUGCUGAGUCUGCGUCUGCCUGUCCUCCGUCCGUCGGGGGUGAGUGUGCUCUUGGCACGGACGUCCUUGAGGACAGGCAGGAGGAGUUUCAGUGUCUGGCUGCUGCUUCACCUCAUCUCACGUCUAUACUGCUUGCCCCUGAGGGAGACCCGGAUGCACUAGACAUCCCGACUCCGCGCUCUUACGCGGAGGCCGUAGAGGGUCCCUACUCCUCUCAGUGGCAUGCAAUUAUGGAUGCAGAGAUGGCUUCCUGGAAGUCCACAGGCACCUACGUUGACGCGAUUCCCCCUCCUGGGGCGAACAUCGUCAGUGGGAUGUGGAUCUUCAGGGUGAAGCGGCCGCCGGGCUCUCCACCUGUCUUCAAUGCGCGGUACGUGGCUCGUGGCUUCAGUCAGCGGCAGGGAGUUGACUACUUUCAGACCUUCUCUCCCACCCCGAAGAUGACCACUCUUCGGGUGCUGCUGCACAUAGCCGCUCAGCGCGACUACGAGCUCCACUCUCUUGACUUCAGCACUGCUUUCUUGCAGGAUAGCCUGCACGAGGAGAUCUGGCUGCGCCGUCCACCUGGCUUCACUGGGACUUUCCCCCCUGGCACCCAGUGGAGCCUCCGACGGCCAGUCUACGGUCUCCGCCAGGCACCGCGUGAGUGGCACGACACACUUGCGGCUCUUGGGUUUGCUCCCUCUACUGCUGACCCGUCGUUGUUUCUGCGCACCGACACUUCUCUGCCGCCGUUCUACAUCCUCGUGUACGUCGACGACUUGGUCUUUGCCACAGCGGACACUGCUGGACUCGCCUACGUGAAGUCCGAGCUGCAGAAGAGACACACGUGCACAGACCUGGGUGAACUGCGUAGCUACCUUGGCUUGCAGAUCACUCGGGACAGAGCACGCCGCACCAUUACCUUGACUCAGUCACACAUGGUGCAGCAGGUCCUUCAGCGCUUCGGCUUCACGUACUCCUCGCCACAGGCCACUCCUCUGUCUACUCGCCACUCGCUCUCAGCUCUGCCUUCGGAUGAGUCCGUAGAGUCGAGUGGCCCGUACCCAGAGCUUGUUGGCUGCCUCAUGUACCUGAUGACCUGCACACGACCUGACCUUGCAUACCCUCUUAGCAUCUUGGCACGCUAUGUUGCUCCUGGGAGACACCGACCAGAGCACAUGGCUGCAGCGAAGAGGGUGUUGCGCUACUUGUGCAGUACGUCGGGCAUGGGGCUAGUGCUUGGAGGGCGGAGUCUAGUGGUCCUCACUGGGCACGCGGACGCUUCUUGGGCUGACGACCAGGCUACUCAACGGUCGUCGCAGGGUUACACCUUCAGUCUUGGUUCCGGCUCUGUUUCGUGGCGGGCUACUCGCUCGUCUUCUGUUCUCGGCUCCAGUUGUGAGGCUGAGAUCUACGCCAGGGCCAUGGCUGCUCAGGAGCUUUGCUGGCUCACCUACCUGCUGACUGGCCUUGGAGAGCCGCCUCGUUCUCCUCCAGUGCUGUACGUAGACAACAAGGCCAUGCUGGCCUUGUGUCGAGAGCAGCGCAUGGAGCACAGAACGAAGCACAUUGCUCUCCGCUACUUUCUUGCUCGUGAGCUGCAGCAGCGUGGUCAGUUGCGACUUGCGUACGUGGCCUCUGAGGCCAACACUGCUGAUGUUUUCACCAAGGCACUUCCGCCUUGUGUUCAUCAGCGCUUCUGCACUCAGCUGGGACUUGUCCCAGUCUUGCCUCACUUGCUCACCUCUUGA
Molecule: messenger RNA, 5547 nt
Organism: Closterium sp. NIES-65
Lineage: Eukaryota; Viridiplantae; Streptophyta; Zygnematophyceae; Desmidiales; Closteriaceae
Source: the annotation of a GenBank genome assembly